Messenger RNA from Caenorhabditis auriculariae, 3104 nucleotides. Lineage: Eukaryota; Metazoa; Nematoda; Chromadorea; Rhabditida; Rhabditidae. The record is from the annotation of a GenBank genome assembly.
AUGUACGAGUCUUGUCUCAACGGCUCAUCUAGAAUCGCCAAUCCGGAGAACUCGAUCGAUAAUCACAGGUUGGAACUUUUACUUUUAAGUUUCAGAAGCUAAGAAAGCUGCCUAAUCGGACGGGAGAGGAAGGCGAUAUUGCUCGCGACAUCGCGUUUCUCUCAAACUCAAAAACUUCAAAAUUCGAGAUCGCGCCAAAAAACAAGACCGUCGCGGCUGUACACUUUCGCGAUACCGCAAGCGACAUCGCUUUUAUCUCGGCAGUUAUAAAAGUAUUUUCACAGUGGGUACAAUCCAUUCGACGAGUCUCCGGCUAGGUCGCCAGUCAUUGGCUACGCUCCCCAGGAAAGGAAGUCCAGUGUCAUUCCGCCUGCCCCUUCGGCCCGCUCUAGCCUGGCCGCUGGGAUCAUUUCUCCAUCGGUAAUUAUUAGCCGCUGAGAAUAAUAAUCAUUUUUCCGACUUUGGGCUUCCCUAGCCGGAUCUUUACAACGGGGUGGAAGCAUCAGAAGCAUCGCUUCUUCCGGAUUCGAAUCCUCCAAACAUCAGGUUCCUUCGGAAUCCUCUUCGACUACUCCCGAAUUCAGUUCCAGCAGAAGCAGCUCGACGCCUCGAACGGCCAGGACCUUCUGGCGGUCAUCGACAGCUUCAAGCUGGAGCUGCAGGUCAAGGAUUCCCGGAUGAAGGACAUGCAGGAGUAUAUGGACAAUUUGGUGAGUUUCGGCUUGGAAUAAGUCGAUUUAACUUAGAGAUUAGAGGGGACUUCUACGAGCUUACUAGACCCAAGAAAGGAGGAAAUACACUUUUUCUUGGAUUCUUGGAGAAAUAUGGGUUUUUCGUAAGAAACCCUGUGGAAAUGGUCUAGAGGGUAUACAGUUCGGAAUUUACGACCUUGGAACUUUUUUCUAAGGAAAAAUUUUUUUCGAAGCUCAGAAGCUUAGAAAGCUUAUUAAAGGCGCAGGAGAAUGAUCGUGUCGAGAUUUUUUUUUUCACAUUUUUUGGAUUCGAAUUUUUCGAAAUGACUGAGGAAAUACAGUUCAGAGUUGUGAGCCUUGGCUUCAUUGGCGCAUGAUUUUUUUCCAUCUAUAGAAGCUUAGAACGCUUAUUAAAGGUGCAUAAGAAAAAAUGAUCAUGUUGAGAUUUUUUUGGCAUUUUUUGUUUUGAGAUUCUAGCUUUAUAGCGCAAUUCAUUCAUACUUUUGUUAGUUUUAAGUCGAUAACUAAGUCUUCCAAUGAACUCUAACGCUUAUUAAAGGCGCAGAGGAUACUUUUUCGUCUCGAGACUAUUUGAGAAGUGUUUAGCUGGGUUUUGUAUGAUCAUGAAAAACGUCGCUUUGGAAUUUUUCGGACGUUUAUAUCUCCAGUUGUAAUCUCCUUGAAAUUUUUAUUAUUAAAGGCGCAUAAGUUCAAUAUCUCGUCUCGAGACCAUUAAAAAAAUGUUUUUUUGAUGCUGUUUGAGUUUUUUUGAAAGAAAGUCCGAAAAUAGAUCAUUCAAAAAGCAGGAAUUUUGAUAAACUUUGAUAAUUUAUCUUAAGGCAGCCAUGUCCCUUUAAUAACAUUUUUGCAGAUCUCACGGGUCAUGGUGAAGAAUCCGGAGCUGUUGGCGGCUCCAGUUGGCGAGAAGCCAAAACGACGAUUUUUUUCUGAUAAUUUCACCUUAUUUCUAUGGUUUAACCAAUUUUUCUUGUACAAAUCCGCUCUAUAUAUUAGUUCUCACUGUUAGUUUCGAUUGAGAAAUGCCUUCUUACCAUUGUAAAUAUCUUUUUCGAACAGUUGUCGUUCAUUUUUCUCCCAAAGAAACAUCUCACUGUGCCUGAUGUCCCCCUGUGCCCUAACAAAUCCUUCACAUCUCCUUUUUUUCUGAACGUCUCUGUAUAUUUUCUGUGCCCAGUUUUUGCUCAUUUUUGCAGCCCUGUGGUUUUUUUUUCUCAACCUAGUGUAUGACAAUACUAACCGGUGUUUGAUUCGAUAAAGAAUUCAAGAAUUUUUUUGAAGUUUGUUCGAAGGAAUGAUGAUCUCGCGAUUCUCGUUAUACUUUUUUUAUAAAAAAAUGUGAAGAAAUCCGCGAAAAAGGAAGAUUUAAAGAUUUUUUUAGAGCAAUUUGCAUACACCCAGUUUCGUGGACUAUAUCGCAGCGAGAGUGGCGCGACAUAGCAGCGACAUAUCUCGCUGCCAUCUCGCUCAGCUCUAGCAAACUCCCGGCGCGAUAUCGGCGCGAGGUCGCGGAUUAUCGAUUGGUCACUAUUUACGUGCCAUCAAAAUUUUACUUGAAUUGUUUUAUUUUUUUCGUGUGUUAUAUUCUCUCUGAUUUUUUUAUGUCUAUUUUUUUCACUUAAUAUUUCUAAAAUGUUAAUUUUACAACUAAUGUAACGCUCAUACAGUACCGUCAGGAAAGGAAAAAUAUUUUUCGCUCACAACUUCCUCGUAUAGAGCUCUUGAGCUCAAUCUUUCUGAAACUUUUUCAGCUGUGUUUCUAAGUUUUCACCACGUUGUUACAAUCAACAGUCAUCAUAUUUCCAGAAAGUUUCAAAAGGGUGAAAUCCCAUUAAAGAAAGUUGUGAUAAAGAAAAAGCUUUUUUGUAUAUAUUUUGACGGAACUGCACACCUUUCUUGAAUUUGAAAGUCCUUUUUUCGCAUUUUUUUUUCAUGUUUUAACCAAGAAUUUCAGGUUAUUAGUACUUCAAAAUGGCAUCUAACAUUUUUUUUUUCGAUCAAUAAAAGUCAAGAAAGAUCCGUGGGAGAUGGCACCGAAACUUUGCUUUUGGAUACAAUCAAUAAGAUUCUUGGUAAACUAUUUUUUUGAAACAGUAUAUCCAUUUUUUUACUUGAAGAUAUGAUUUGCACUUUGGCGUCGAUGGGUAAGGAAAAAGAAGAAAUGAGGCAUGAUUUCGAGAAAGCACGUACUGCUGUCUUGAUACAGUCGCUCCUGUGAGUUAUUCUCUUAUUCAAGGUUGGACUUUUUUUCAGUAUUUCUCUUUUUUUAACCGAUUUUUAUCAUUUAGAAAAGUUCUUGACGCAGCAAAUGAAGGAUAUGCCGAAAAACUAUCGAGUCAAAAGCUUACAGUAACAUUUUUUUAAAGGGAACUUAGUGUCAAUCUGAUUGUUUAA